AUGUCUCAAUUCAUGAGCUUUGACGGCUUGCCGCUGAUUGUCCACGAUCGCAUCCUCCGCUCCCUGCCAUCCCCGCAAGAUGUCGCCAACACCAUCCGCGCCAGCCCAGGUUCCCUUCAUGCGUUCGUGACUGGGAGUCGCAGCAUCCUUCUGUCUGCACUGAAGAACUUCCUAUCGCCGGAGAACCAGCAUCUGAUGAAUCUGGUCAUGGCAGCUCGCCACAUCUGCCAUCAUGGACGGCCUGACGGCUUCAAAGCUCUUGACUUCAAUCAAGCAGUCAACGCCUACAUUCAAAACAGCGACCUGCGCCCUCUGACCCUAGACACCGUCCAUCGUUCCAUCAGGCUCUACGAAGUGGUGGGAAAGGCUAUCACAGCCUACAACCUAUUCACACUCGCAAGGUCACAGCAUCGAGUGCCGAAGCUAUCUACCCCUGAGGCAUCCAGGUGGCGCUACCAGUUUACCGGGUGUGGCUUACGGACUCCAGACGAGGAAGAGACUUCCAGAAUUUGGAGGGGUUUCCUGUUGUAUGAGUUAGUUUGCAUCAUACACGGUGUGCCCCAGAUCACGGAUGCCGCUUCGAGCCGGCGCCACUAUGCCUCGGACGUGGCGCUGGAGAUGAGCAAAUCCUUCCGAGAGACCCCGACAUACAUGCGCGAGGAGAUCAUGUGCAUUCAACAAUACGUUCAAGAACAAUACGACUUGGCAUUCAAUGCGCUCGUUGAGAGUUUUGAGCUCGCUGUCGGUGAAAUUGGCCGACAAGCUCUAGACACUUCAACGCCUCCCGCGGAGAGCACCGUGCCAAUCGUGGACCUGGAUUGGGAAACCUUGGGAGUCCCAGUACAACACCUCAUCGAGCCACCUUGUAACAAGUCCAACAUGUGGUCAAUCAACAUGGCGGUGCUCGGCGUUAGUUUCUUGCAGAGAUUCCUUUCUUGGGACGAAUCCACCCGGCUUGAAUUCAUCCGCUUCACCUAUCCCUUCUUGAGCAACUGGGAGGAAUGCCCCAUUGAGGCCUUCCUGAGUUCCGACAUUAAUGUGGAUGAUUUAACGGCCAAAGAAUUCGGAUGGGCAUCAAAUGACAUUGAUUACUCUUUUUAUGUGUCUCGAAACGUCGAUGUCAACAUCCAGCUCCGAUUGAGAGCCGUGGGCUGGAUCUUCUGGGAGAACCCGGACCGACUUUGGCUCAUGAGUUUGGCUGAGGGCCUUGUGGACGAGGCUUACGCGUCUUCAUAUGCACUCCGCCCCCACCUGAGGCUCCAAGGCCGACCCCAUUUGCUGGAAAAGUCUGUCGAACCGGAGGAAUGGGAACGCGUCGUCCGCUUAUUUGGUCCUUCUUUAUCCGAAAGCCAGCUCAAGGACAUCAAGGGUCUGUUCAAGUCAAUAGCAAACCUGAAAUCCGGUAGCUUUUCCGACGUUGUCUCCACCUUGCGUUGCCACCAUGAGGGAGAUGCUUCAAUUGAAGCCCAGGAGAAUGAUGGCUGA
Molecule: messenger RNA, 1485 nt
Organism: Diaporthe citri
Lineage: Eukaryota; Fungi; Ascomycota; Sordariomycetes; Diaporthales; Diaporthaceae
Exons: 2
Coding region: 1-1485 (494 amino acids)
Source: RefSeq, a predicted model, not a curated record